CCAGUAGAGUUUAACGAGCACUCCCUGCCAAAAGGCUCCGUGAAAGAGCCUCCGUGACCUGCCAGCACUCCUCUCCUGUCCUCGUCAACUCUGCCAGCAGCUUCGAAUUCCGUCCCCCGGACCUCCUCGCUUCGCCAUGCCGGCCGCCGCACUCAGGCAGCAACUCAACGACCACGUCGGCCACAUGUACGCCACGGGAAUUCUGGACGAAUAUUACCAACAGCUGCAGUUGACGCAGGACGAGGUCAUCAACAUCUUCUUCCACGACGCCGACAGGAUGCUCAAUGACAUCACCAGUCUUCUGAACCUGCCCAUCGUCGACUUCGAAAUGGUGGGCGAACUGGUGCACCAGCUCAAGGCGUGCAACUGCAGUGUUGGUGCUACGAAAGUUAACCUUGCCUGCGAGCACUUUCGCCAGUUCUACGGGGCAAAAAGCAAAGAAGGGUGUCUCAUGGCAUUGAAUCUUCUUAGGAAUGAGUUCUAUGAUCUGCGCGGCAGGCUACGGACCAUUAUGCAGUUGGAGCAGCAGAUAUGCAGCCUUGGGUCCUAAGUAGUAGUAAUUGAAACCAAAAGAGCAUAGCCCCGUGUGAUCUGGAAUGAUGCGGGGGAUGUAUCUCUCAAGAUGUAGGCAGCAUUCAGUGGUUGCUGGGCUUUGGAGGGGGCGCGUGGAAUCACAUGACGAUUCUUGCUUCAACACUCCGGGCUCGCGGCCACUCUGCAAAUGGAACUUGUUGUCUUGUGUGUCGAUGUCUUUGUCUACCAAAACUGUAUACUUGUGUGUCAUGGAUGGCCUGCUGGCUGUGCGUAAACUCUAUAUUUGGUUCGUUGCUUUU
Messenger RNA from Aegilops tauschii subsp. strangulata, 833 nucleotides. Its product is annotated as histidine-containing phosphotransfer protein 2-like. Gene Ontology annotation, molecular function: histidine phosphotransfer kinase activity; protein histidine kinase binding. NCBI's taxonomy places the organism in Eukaryota, Viridiplantae, Streptophyta, Magnoliopsida, Poales, Poaceae. Gene Ontology annotation, biological process: cytokinin-activated signaling pathway; phosphorylation; phosphorelay signal transduction system. The record is from RefSeq and is a predicted model, not a curated record. Gene Ontology annotation, cellular component: nucleus; cytoplasm.